AUGAUGAUUGUUGCAAAAGCUAAGCAAAGGCGUGUCCAAGUCCGCUUCGUCACCAAACCCAAGCCUCCUUUCAAGGCUCCACCCACUUCUAUUGCUAUUCCUUCUAAUCUCACCAGAUUGGGCCUCUCUGCUGUGGUCAAUAAUCUCCUUAAAGCAGGAAAUGAUGAUUGGAAAACUGAACCAUUUGAUUUUGUGAUCGAUGGGGAGUUGGUUCAGAUGUCACUUGAAGAGUUUCUUCUUGCCAAGGGCAUUUCUGCGAUAAUCUUCUUUAUUGGAACAUGA
Molecule: messenger RNA, 282 nt
Organism: Ilex paraguariensis (yerba mate)
Lineage: Eukaryota; Viridiplantae; Streptophyta; Magnoliopsida; Aquifoliales; Aquifoliaceae
Source: the annotation of a GenBank genome assembly